AUGGCUGAGACAAAUCUACAAAAAAAUGUAUCGAAUUCAUCACAGGAGGAUAUUAUAUAUAUCGAUGAACAAUCUAAUUCAUGUUUGAAAUGUCCUAUUUGUCAUCGACUAUUUCGAGAUCCGAUUAUUGCACAAUGUGGACACACCUUUUGUCGAAUAUGUAUUUCUACAACAAUUUUAUGUCCAUAUGAUCAACAAAUUCUUCAAACAUUUGUUAAUAAUCAUAUUGUUGCUGAACAAAUUGAUUCAUUACUUGUUUGGUGUAAAUAUGCAUUUAAAAAAUCUCAAAUAACUGGUAGUGAUAUAAAAAAUGAACGUGAUGAAAAUGGUUGUCCUGUAAAAAUUCCAUUUAUAAAAAAAAAACAACAUGAAGACGAAUGUAUUUAUCGAUUUGUUAAUUGUCCAAAUGGUUGUCUACUCAAUAAUCUUCGUCAAAAAGAUAUUUAUAAUCAUCUACAUAUAUGUUCAAAUCGACAAAUAUCUCAAUUAAAUUCAACAAUAAAUACGAAUAAUGAUCAAUUCCAAAUAUUUCAAGAAGAAUUAUUAUUAAAAAUAACACAACUUGAUUUUCUUAUGAAUACAUGUAAACAACUUACAAAUACAGUUGCUUCAAUGCGAAAUGAAAUUGAUACGUUAAAAAUUAAUCAAGAAGCUUUAUGUUCAAGAAAUGAUUUAUUAUUAAGUGAAUUAAUGAAAACUAAACAAACAUCACCUAUACCAACAACUAUAGAUGAACAAGAAUCCUUAAGAAAUCAUGAUAGUGAUGAUGAAAAUGAAUUAUCAACUGUUAUUUUACGUUGCAAUGGAACCUUUACCGGACAUAGUGAUACUGUUUGGUGUUUAUAUGCAUUAGAUGAUGUUCUUCUUAGUGGUUCUACUGAUAAAACAGUUAAAGUUUGGAAUUUACGUGAAACUCCAUAUACAAAUCUUGCAACUUUACAUGGUCAUGAAGAAGGUGUUUUAUCAUUAACUGUUAAAGAACGAACAGUAUUUAGUGGUAGUGUUGAUAAAUCAAUAAUAGUUUGGAAUUUAAAUGAUUAUAAGCAAACUACAUCAUUUGUUGCUCAUACAGAUCCUGUAUGUUCAUUAACACAAUAUGAUAAUUACCUAUACAGUUCUUCGAAUAAAUGUUUGAAAGUAUGGGAUAUACAAACAUUAGAAUUAAUAAAUGAAAUUCAAACUGAUAGUCGAAAUGGUUGGUUAAGAAUUUUAAUGCAAAAAGAUAAAUGUAUUUAUGCUGGAUGUCGACGUGUAAUUAAAAUAUUUGAUGCAAUGACACAUCAAAUAUCGUUUGAAUUUGAAUUACCAACAAAUGAUUCAAUUUAUAGUUUAGCUCAUUCAGAUACAUUACUUUUUGCUGGUGCAUUAUCUGGUACUAUUUAUAUUUGGGAUAUUCGAGCUAAUCGUUGUUUAGAAACUACUUGUCAACAUGAAGCCACUGUUCAUGGUCUUUGCAUACUUAGUGCUGAUAAUUUAAAUAAAUCAAAUUUAAUAAGUGCAUCAAGCGAUCAAACAAUUCGAGUAUGGUCUAUGGAUACAUUUGAUCAAGUACAAUAUGAUGAUAGACAUGAAGCUGAAGUAACAGCAUUACAUGCUAAUGUUCGACAUAUUAUGUCAGGUGCUGCUGAUGCCAAAAUAAAAGUAAAUUAACAUAGAACAAUAUAUUUUUAUU
Rotaria sordida is the source of this 1672-nucleotide messenger RNA. NCBI's taxonomy places the organism in Eukaryota, Metazoa, Rotifera, Eurotatoria, Philodinida, Philodinidae. The record is from the annotation of a GenBank genome assembly.